AGAGAAUUUCGGUGCUGUCAAAGUAGAUUGAGAGGGAAGGGAAGCCUGAAGGAUAUUUAGGCUGAAUGUGUUUUGGUUUUUUUCACCGUAUUGAUGGACCGUUAACGUAAACCUACAACACCAUUGGAUACACAGACGUUAGCUUUUUGGCGCAAAAUGACGUCCCUCCCGAAUGAAGAUUUGUCCAGACUGCUGGCUACACUGCACCAAACGCGAGGCGGUGAUGACCAAAAAGAUCUAAACUUCCUCAGCCAGGUCUUGACUUCCAAAGAAAUGACAAACUUGCUGCGUGUGCACAAGAAAAUCAGCACCAUAGUGGGCAAGCCCCAUUCCCCCUCAGAUAGCAAUGGCACUUUGGAAUAUGAGCCUGAGAUGAUUGUUCCUAUAGUCUCAAAUGUAUUCAACAUCUCUUGCGAAGUGAUUGAAAUCCUUCAGAGCUUUGUACAACGGAGUGGAAGCAGGGACUCCAGAGAACUAAUUUUGUUGCUCCAGCGCCCAGCUUUUCAAAGCCUGCUGUUGGUCCAUGAUACCAUAUCCCAGAAAGACUAUGUACCCAAAUUACCUGAACCUCCAUUUAACACUGUUGAUGAAGACGAGGAAACCAUCAAGAUCGUUCAACUUGUCAAAAGCAACGAGCCACUGGCUCAAACUGCUGAGCCCAUUGUGGGAGCGACGAUCAAGACGGACGAGCGGACGGGUAAGAUUGUCAUCGCUCGGGUGAUGCAUGGCGGUGCAGCCGACCGGUCGGGAUUGAUCCACCCUGGCGACGAGGUGAUUGAGGUCAAUGGCAUCGAUGUAUUGGGCAAAACGCCCAACGACGUCCUCGAGAUUCUGCAAAAUGCAGAAGGAACCAUCACAUUCAAAUUGAUCCCAAGUGAAAGCCAAAGGCCAUCUAGGGAGAAUCGCGUCAGAGUUCGAGCACUUUUUGAUUUCACGGCUGCCCUUGAUCGAUACAUUCCGUGUAAGGAAGCCGGCCUCGACUUUCGAAGAGGAGAUAUUAUUCACAUCGUCAGCCAGGACGAUCCUUAUUGGUGGCAAGCGAGGCAUGAAGGCGAUAAACAGAUGCGCGCUGGAUUAAUUCCUAGCCGCAUGUUGCAAGAGAAGCGCAUCGCUUAUGAAAGGGCCCAUUCGGCCAACAAUAACAGCGACCAACAAGGUUGCAGUCCGGCACGUUCGAUUGGUUCUCUAAAAAGCGAAAGGAGCAGUCCCACUCAAAAAGUCAUGUACGCUCUGGCAGAGAACGAGGAUUUCGAUCGGCAAGAGAUCGCCACUUAUGAGGAAGUCGCUCGUUUGAUGCCCUAUCCGGCUGUUCCCCGACCUAUUGUCCUCAUCGGACCACCGGGAGUUGGACGCAACGAGCUAAAACGACGUCUCAUCGCCCUCGACCCCGACAAAUUCCGCACCACCAUUCCAUAUACUUCACGAUUGCCCAAACCGGGCGAAGCGGACGGAGUUGAUUAUCAUUUCCUGGAUCGACAGCAAAUGGAACGCGAUAUCGACGAUGGCCUUUUUGUAGAAUUCGGUGAAUACAAGGGGAAUUUGUACGGGACGGCCAAUCGAAGUAUCAAGGAAAUUAUCGAACUGGGUUACACUUGCAUCCUUAAUCCGCAUCAUCAGGCAUUGAAAACAUUACGGACGGCCGAAUUCAAGCCGCACGUUGUCUACAUCAAACCUCCGGGAUUUAACGUUUUGCGUGAAACGCGUUCAGCUGCAUACGCUCGAUCAACGUUCGAUGAGAAUUCUUCACGUGGUUUCACCGACGACGAACUCGCUGAAAUGAUUCGCAGUGGCCAGCGGAUCGAACUUCAUUACGGCCACCUCUUUGACGAUGUCAUCGUCAACGGCGAUCUGUCGACGGCCUUUGAGCAAUUGCUCGUCGUCGCUCGGAAACUGGACACCCAAUCGCAAUGGGUUCCAGUUUCUUGGGUAGUCUGACAUCCUUUUCUCUCUUUCUCUUUCUUAAAUCUCUUCGAUUCAUUAGGCAUUCCCUAAACAUAAAAAAAAAAGACAAAGACAUUCGUAACAUUUUGCCAAGGAAGAAUUAAAUACUCUCGGGAUAGGUCUGUUAGUUAAUUUUAUAUACAAAAUAACUGUUAACCCUGCCAUUCCCCGUCCUUUUAAUUGUUUUAUUUGAUUAUAAUUUAUUCCACCCAAACGUUUUCAAAGCCAUAUUUAUCCGCCCCUCCAAGUUCUGAUUGCGUGCAGCAGAAACUCAAGUAUAACAAGAAUUCACACAAGUUCUAGUCGUUUCUCCUUUUUUGUUGCCCGACUAUGCAUUUUUCAGAUUUUGAAUAUGUGUCUCUAACUCUUCGAGCGAUCCCUAAAAUAGAAAUCUCAUUUCAACUAAAAAAUAUGUUUAAGUUUUAGUUAAUAUGACAAUAGUUUUAAAAAUUAAGAAUUUAGUUUUGUUUGUGACGUUUCCCUUGUGGUCAGUAUGAAAUCCCAGUAUAUGAAAAUUAACCAAAAAAGAAAAUCAAUUCCAUGUUUCCCUUUUUCUCACAUUCUUCUAUAGCUCCGCCCUCUUUCAAUCUAUUAUGACUGCCCUUGUCAUCUGUAUCAUUUGCGCCAUUACCCAUUUAAUGUAUAGGAUAUUGUCAGA
Messenger RNA from Daphnia carinata, 2599 nucleotides. It is a transcript of the gene metro, whose product is annotated as MAGUK p55 subfamily member 7-like. The record is from RefSeq and is a predicted model, not a curated record. Gene Ontology annotation, molecular function: protein binding. Gene Ontology annotation, cellular component: cell-cell junction; plasma membrane. The transcript has 11 exons. Lineage: Eukaryota; Metazoa; Arthropoda; Branchiopoda; Diplostraca; Daphniidae. Bases 157 to 1935 code for a protein of 592 amino acids.